This is a messenger RNA of Ochotona curzoniae (black-lipped pika), 8407 nucleotides long. Its product is annotated as ankyrin repeat and KH domain-containing protein 1. Gene Ontology annotation, biological process: innate immune response. Gene Ontology annotation, cellular component: cytoplasm. The record is from RefSeq and is a predicted model, not a curated record. NCBI's taxonomy places the organism in Eukaryota, Metazoa, Chordata, Mammalia, Lagomorpha, Ochotonidae. Gene Ontology annotation, molecular function: protein binding; RNA binding. The transcript has 37 exons. Bases 142 to 8070 code for a protein of 2642 amino acids.
UUAGGCAGUGAGAAGUUAGUGGCGCUGCUGGGACGGGGGAAAGGAGACGCUUCUUCCUCCUGCUGUUCGGUGCGUUCCCGGGAUCCGCGGCGGCGUUGGCCGCGAGUGACUGGGCUGCGUCUCCGGUUCCGCGCGCUAACCAUGCUGACCGACGGUGGGGGCGGUGGCACCUCCUUUGAGGAGGAGCUGGACUCGGUGGCUCCGCGAUCCGCCCCGGCCGGGGCCUCGGAGCCGCCUCCGCCGGGAGGGGUCGGGCUGGGGAUCCGCACCGUGAGGCUCUUUGGAGAGGCCGGGCCCGCGCCAGGAGUCGGUGGCGGCGGUGGCGGUGCGGGUGCAGUCGGAGGAGACGCGGCGCUGGAUUUCAAGUUGGCGGCUGCUGUGCUGAGGACCGGGGGUGGAGGUGGUGGCGGCGCCUCUGGCAGCGACGAGGACGAGGUGUCCGAGGUUGAAUCAUUUAUUUUGGACCAAGAAGAUUUGGAUAACCCAGUGCUUAAAACAACCUCAGAGAUAUUCUUAUCAAGUACAACAGAAGGAGCAGACUUACGUACUGUAGACCCAGAGACACAGGCACGACUUGAAGCUUUGCUAGAAGCAGCAGGAAUCGGCAAAUUGUCAACUGCUGAUGGUAAAGCUUUUGCAGAUCCGGAGGUCCUCCGAAGACUGACGUCCUCCGUUAGUUGUGCGCUGGAUGAAGCAGCUGCUGCCCUGACUAGAAUGAGAGCAGAAACCAGCCAGAAUGCAAGCCAUGUGGACACUCGAAGCCUGGCAGAAGCCUGUUCAGAUGGGGAUGUGAAUGCUGUACGUAAAUUGCUAGACGAAGGAAGAAGUGUAAAUGAACAUACAGAAGAAGGAGAAAGCCUGUUGUGUUUGGCUUGUUCAGCAGGGUACUAUGAAUUAGCACAAGUCUUGCUUGCUAUGCAUGCUAAUGUUGAAGAUCGAGGAAAUAAAGGAGACAUCACUCCCUUGAUGGCAGCUUCCAGUGGAGGUUAUUUAGAUAUUGUGAAGUUAUUACUACUUCAUGAUGCAGAUGUCAACUCCCAGUCUGCAACAGGAAACACUGCACUAACUUAUGCCUGUGCUGGAGGAUUUGUUGAUAUUGUGAAAGUGCUACUUAAUGAAGGUGCAAAUAUAGAAGAUCAUAAUGAAAAUGGACAUACCCCCUUAAUGGAAGCAGCCAGUGCAGGUCAUGUGGAAGUUGCAAGAGUUCUUCUAGACCAUGGUGCAGGCAUCAACACUCACUCUAAUGAAUUCAAAGAAAGUGCUCUUACACUUGCAUGCUAUAAAGGCCAUUUGGAUAUGGUUCGCUUUCUUCUUGAAGCUGGUGCAGAUCAAGAACACAAAACAGAUGAGAUGCACACUGCCUUAAUGGAGGCUUGCAUGGAUGGACAUGUUGAAGUGGCACGUUUGCUUUUGGAUAGUGGUGCUCAAGUGAACAUGCCUGCAGAUUCGUUUGAGUCUCCAUUGACCUUAGCUGCCUGUGGAGGACAUGUUGAAUUGGCAGCUCUGCUUAUUGAGAGGGGAGCAAAUCUUGAAGAAGUCAAUGAUGAAGGUUACACUCCCUUGAUGGAAGCUGCUCGAGAAGGACAUGAAGAGAUGGUGGCGUUGCUCUUAGCACAAGGAGCAAAUAUUAAUGCCCAGACAGAAGAAACUCAAGAAACUGCUCUUACCUUGGCUUGCUGUGGAGGGUUUUCUGAAGUUGCAGACUUCCUGAUUAAGGCAGGGGCUGAUAUAGAACUUGGCUGCUCCACACCUCUCAUGGAAGCUUCUCAGGAGGGACACCUGGAGUUGGUUAAAUAUUUGCUGACUGCUGGUGCUAAUGUGCAUGCUACAACAGCAACAGGAGACACAGCCUUAACCUAUGCUUGUGAAAAUGGACAUACAGAUGUUGCAGAUGUUUUACUUCAAGCAGGGGCUGAUUUAGAGCAUGAAUCUGAAGGUGGACGGACCCCUUUGAUGAAAGCUGCACGAGCUGGUCAUUUGUGUACUGUGCAGUUUCUAAUUAGCAAAGGUGCCAAUGUGAAUCGGGCUACAACCAAUAAUGAUCAUACCGUCGUGUCGUUGGCAUGUGCAGGAGGCCACCUGGCAGUCGUUGAGCUGCUGUUGGCGCAUGGGGCUGACCCUACUCAUCGACUCAAGGAUGGCUCUACAAUGCUCAUUGAAGCAGCAAAGGGUGGUCACACCAAUGUUGUUUCUUACCUGUUGGAUUAUCCAAAUAAUGUUUUGUCAGUUCCUACUCCAGAUGUGUCUCAGCUUACCUCACCUUCUCAAGAUCAAUCUCAGGUUCCACGUGUACCAAUGCAUACACUUGCCAUGGUUGUACCUCCACAGGAACCUGACAGAACUUUGCAGGAGAAUUCUCCUGCCCUUUUAGGAGUACAGAAAGGUACAUCCAAGCAGAAGUCCAGUUCCCUGCAGGUAGCAGAUCAGGACCUACUGCCACCUUUUCACCCAUACCAGCCUUUGGAAUGCAUAGUAGAGGAAACUGAAGGCAAGCUGAAUGAACUGGGACAAAGAAUUAGUGCUAUUGAAAAAGCACAGCUUAAAUCAUUGGAGUUAAUUCAAGGUGAACCUCUGAACAAAGAUAAGAUAGAAGAACUUAAAAAGAACAGAGAAGAGCAAGUCCAGAAGAAGAAGAAAAUUCUGAAAGAACUGCAGAAAGUGGAAAGGCAGUUGCAAAUGAAAACACAACAGCAAUUUACCAAAGAAUACUUGGAAACCAAAGGUCAGAAAGAUACAGUGUCUCUUCACCACCAGUGCUCUCAUAGAGGAGUCUUCCCAGAAGGGGAAGGAGAUGGUAGUCUCCCAGAGGAUCACUUUUCAGAGUUACAUCAGGUUGACACAAUCUUAUUUAAAGAUAACGAUGUUGAUGAUAUGCAGCAGUCUCCACCAUCGGCAGAACAAAUUGAUUUUGUCCCAGUCCAGCCUUUACCAUCUCCACAGUGUACCUUUUCCAGUGAUGUAGGCCCUAACGGGACCAAUUCUCUUGAACUUCAGAAAGUAUCAGGUAAUCAACAGAUUGUAGGACAGCCUCAGAUUGCUAUUACUGGACACGAUCAGGGGCUGUUAGUUCAAGAACCAGAUGGACUAAUGGUGGCAACUCCAGCCCAGACGCUAACCGACACUCUUGAUGACCUGAUAGCAGUCUCUGGCAGAAUAUCUGUGAGUAGCAGAGUACCCACUGGUUCAAACAGUUCUUCUCAAAUGGCAGAUUGUAUUACACCUGAAUCCUGUUCACAGACUCCAAGCAACGUGGCUUCGCAAUCUAUACCCCCCGUAUAUCCAUCUGUUGACAUUGAUGCACAUACGGAGAGCAAUCAUGACACAGCAUUAACAUUGGCUUGUGCGGGCGGUCAUGAAGAACUUGUAUCUGUACUUAUUGCAAGAGAUGCUAAAAUUGAGCACAGAGAUAAAAAAGGUUUCACACCACUGAUCCUGGCUGCAACAGCAGGGCAUGUUGGGGUUGUUGAAAUUCUUUUGGAUAAAGGUGGAGAUAUAGAAGCACAGUCUGAGCGAACUAAAGAUACUCCACUUUCAUUGGCAUGUUCUGGUGGACGUCAGGAGGUAGUAGACUUACUGCUGGCUCGAGGUGCAAAUAAAGAACAUAGGAAUGUGUCUGAUUAUACGCCACUGAGUCUGGCUGCAUCUGGAGGAUAUGUUAAUAUCAUAAAGAUUCUCCUUAAUGCGGGGGCCGAAAUUAAUUCAAGGACUGGGAGUAAACUAGGUAUUUCUCCCCUGAUGUUGGCUGCAAUGAAUGGACAUGUUCCUGCAGUGAAACUGCUCCUUGAUAUGGGUUCAGACAUUAAUGCUCAGAUAGAGACAAACCGGAACACAGCCCUCACCCUGGCCUGUUUCCAGGGCCGAGCCGAAGUAGUGAGUUUGCUUCUGGACCGAAAAGCCAAUGUUGAACACAGGGCAAAGACUGGUCUGACCCCAUUAAUGGAAGCUGCUUCUGGAGGAUAUGCUGAGGUUGGCCGAGUUCUCCUGGAUAAAGGAGCAGAUGUCAAUGCACCACCGGUGCCGUCCUCGAGGGACACUGCUCUUACCAUAGCAGCAGACAAAGGCCACUACAAGUUCUGUGAGCUCCUGAUUAGUAGGGGAGCUCACAUUGAUGUUCGUAACAAGAAGGGAAAUACGCCUCUUUGGCUGGCUUCCAAUGGUGGGCAUUUUGAUGUAGUUCAGUUGUUAGUACAAGCUGGUGCUGACGUGGAUGCAGCAGAUAACCGGAAAAUCACACCGCUCAUGUCAGCAUUCCGCAAGGGUCAUGUCAAAGUUGUUCAAUAUUUGGUGAAGGAAGUCAAUCAGUUUCCUUCUGAUAUAGAAUGCAUGAGAUACAUAGCAACAAUUACAGAUAAGGAACUAUUGAAAAAAUGUCACCAAUGUGUUGAGACAAUUGUGAAGGCUAAAGACCAGCAGGCUGCAGAAGCAAAUAAGAAUGCGAGUAUCCUUUUAAAGGAACUUGAUCUGGAGAAGUCCAGAGAAGAGAGCAGAAAGCAGGCUCUUGCAGCUAAAAGAGAAAAAAGAAAAGAAAAGAGAAAAAAGAAAAAAGAAGAACAGAAAAGGAAACAGGAAGAAGAUGAGGAAAACAAACCUAAAGAAAAUUCAGAACUACCAGAGGAUGAAGAUGAAGAGGAGAACGAUGAUGAUGUUGAACAAGAAGUCCCCAUAGAGCCUCCUAGUGCAACUACCACCACCACAAUUGGAAUUUCUGCAACAUCUACAACAUUCACCAAUGCGUUUGGGAAAAAAAGGACCAACGUGGUGACAACCCCCAGCACCAAUCGGAAAAAUAAGAAGAAUAAAACAAAGGAGACCCCUCCCACAUCACAUUUAAUAUUACCAGAACAACAUCUGUCUUUAGCACAACAAAAAGCUGAUAAAAAUAAAAUAAAUGGAGAACCUAGAGGUGGUGGUGCAAAUGGGAAUAGUGAUUCAGAUAAUUUGGACAGCACAGACUGCAACAGUGAGAGUAGCAGUGGUGGUAAAAGCCAAGAGUUAAAUUUCACUAUGGAUAUGAACUCUUCUAAUGAUAGGAAAUGCCCCUCACUGCUUGUCCAUUCCCAAGAAGAAAAGACGAGUUCCACAGCUUCCAAAACUCAGACACGACUUGAAGGUGAAGUAAAUCCUAAUUCCUCAGCCACAAACUACAAAUCAGUGUCACUGCCAUUAAGUUCGCCAAACCUCAAACUGAAUCUCACUAGCCCUAAAAGGGGCCAAAAAAGAGAGGAAGGGUGGAAAGAAGUUGUAAGAAGGUCAAAGAAGUUAUCUGUUCCAGCCUCUGUAGUGUCCAGGAUAAUGGGAAGAGGAGGAUGCAACAUUACUGCGAUACAAGAUGUUACCGGAGCCCACAUUGAUGUGGAUAAACAAAAAGAUAAGAAUGGCGAGAGGAUGAUCACAAUAAGAGGUGGUACAGAAUCAACAAGAUAUGCAGUUCAACUUAUCAAUGCACUUAUUCAGGAUCCUGCUAAGGAAUUAGAAGACUUAAUUCCUAAAAAUCAUAUCAGAACACCUACCAGCACCAAAUCCAUUCAUGCAAACUUCUCGUCUGGAGUAGGCACCACAGCAGCUUCUAGUAAAAAUGCAUUUCCCUUGGGUGCUCCAGCUCUUGUAACUUCACAAGCCACAACAUUAUCCACGUUCCAGCCCACUAAUAAACUUAAUAAGAAUGUGGCAACUAAUGUACGGUCCUCUUUCCCAGUUUCUCUGCCCUUAGCUUAUCCCCACCCUCAUUUUGCUUUGCUAGCUGCUCAAACUAUGCAACAGAUUCGACAUCCACGCUUACCCAUGGCCCAGUUUGGAGGAACCUUCUCACCUUCUGCAAACACUUGGGGACCAUUCCCAGUGAGACCUGUCAAUCCUGGCAACACAAACAGCUCCCCAAAGCAUACUCCUACAAGCAACCGUCUACCUAACCAGAAUGGGACUGUUUUGCCAACAGAGUCUCCUGGACUAACUACUGCUGCUUGUCCCAUCACUGUCUCUUCUGUGGUUGCUGCCAGUCAGCAACUGUGUGUGACUAGUUCCCGGACUCCUUCAUCAGUCAGAAAGCAGUUGUUUGCCUGUGUACCUAAGACAAGUCCUCCGGCAACAGCAGUUUCUUCUGUGACAAGCACUUGUAGUUCCCUGGCUUCUGUCUCCUCUACACCUGUCACAAGUGGGCAAGUUACAACCACGUUUUUGCCCACCAGUACCCCUCAAGCACCACUUUCUUCACAAAAAGUGGAGUCUUUCUCUACUGUGCCAUCCCCCAAAGAGAAAGCAUCUACACAGGACCAACCUACAGCAAAUCUGUGUAGCCCAUCUUCAACUGCGAAUAGUUGCAGUAGCUCUGCCAGCAACACCACAGGAGCUCCAGAAACUCAUCCACCCAGUAGUCCCACUUCUCCCUCCAGCACCACCCAGGAGGAGGCACAGCCGUCCAACGCAUCUGAUUUAAGCCCUGUAUCAGUACCUUUUGCAUCCAACUCAGAACCUGCUCCGCAGACUUUGACAUCACCCAGAAUGGUUUCUGCUGAUAAUCAGGACACCAAUAAUUUACCUCAGUUACCUAUCCCAGCUCCUCGAGUUUCUCAUCGAAUGCAACCAAGAGGUUCUUUUUACUCAGUGGUACCAAAUGCAGCCAUCCACCAGGAUUCCCCAUCUAUUUUUGUUACAAAUCCAGUACCUUUAACACCACCUCAAGGCCCACCAGCUGCCGUGCAGCUGUCUUCAGCCGUGAACAUUAUGAAUGGUUCUCAGAUGCACAUCAACCCAGCAAACAAGUCUUUACCUCCUACAUUUGGCCCAGCCACACUUUUUAAUCACUUCAGUAGUCUUUUUGAUAACAGUCAGGUGCCAGCCAACCAGGGUUGGGGAGAUGGUCCACUGUCGUCACGAGUUGCUGCAGAUGCGUCAUUCACUGUUCACUCAGCAUUCCUGAGUAACUCUGUACUUGGACACUUAGAAAACGUGCAUCCUGACAACUCCAAGGCACCUGGCUUCAGACCACCUUCCCAGCGAGUUUCUACUAGUCCUGUUGGGUUACCAUCUAUUGACCCAUCAGGCAGCUCCCCAUCUUCCUCUUCUGCUCCUCUGACAAGUUUCUCCGGUAUACCAGGAACAAGGGUUUUCCUACCAGCGCCACCUCCUGUUGGGACUCCUAGUUUCAACAGACAACAUUUUUCUCCCCAUCCUUGGACAAGCGCCUCAAACUCAUGUGACUCUCCUAUUCCAUCUGUUUCUUCGGGAUCAUCUUCACCUCUUUCAGCCACUUCUGCUCCACCACCUUUGGGCCAAGCAAAAGCAGGCAGUGCAAGUCAGGAUCGGAAGAUACCGCCUCCCAUUGGAACUGAGCGACUGGCACGGAUUCGGCAAGGAGGUUCUGUGACACAAGCUCCUGUGGGGACCAGUUUUGUAGCUCCAGUUGGACACAGUGGAAUCUGGUCGUUUGGUGUUAACGCCAUGUCAGAAGGCUUAUCAGGUUGGUCGCAGUCUAUGAUAGGAAACCAUCCAAUGCAUCAACAACUAUCAGACCCAAGCACAUUCUCUCAGCAUCAACCAUUGGAGAGAGAUGAAUCUGGAAUGGUAGCCCCCUCUAAUAUUUUUCAUCAACCAAUGCCAGGUGGUUUUGUGGAUUUUUCCAAAGGUUUGCCAAUUUCCAUGUAUGGAGGCGCUAUAAUACCUUCUCAUCAGCUUGCUGAUGUUCCAGGAGGCCCACUGUUUAAUGGGCUUCACAACCCAGAUCCUGCUUGGAAUCCUAUGAUAAAAGUUAUCCAAAAUUCAGCUGAUUGCACUGAUGCCCAACAGGCCAGUCUGCUUCCUUCAGUCCCUGCUCUCAAAGGGGAAAUUUCGUCACCUCAGCUAACGAGACCGAAGAAGAGAGUUGGACAGCCAGUGGUGGCUUCUCCUAACCAGAGGCACCAGGAUCAUCUACGACCGAAAGUUCCUGCUGGAGUGCAAGAGCUCACCCAUUGCCCGGACACCCCCUUGCUGCCUCCCUCAGAUUCCCGGGGUCACAACUCCUCCAACAGCCCCACCCUCCAAACUAGAGGAGCUGAAGGAGCAGAAGGAGACAGAGGAAGAGAUACCCGAUGACGCACAAUUUGAAAUGGACAUCUAAUCCAAUGCAGAUGAACCCUGGUGUGGAAUUAUAGAGGGAGCCCUCAAGCCGCUGCUGUCACCACCUCUUUCUGGGGUAUCCAAAGGCCAGCUGGCCUCAUCUGAUGUGGAAGGGACUGACAUUGAUUCCGGGCCUCCUUAGUUCUGAGGCAGCUAGACCAGGGAUAAGAGUGGGCUAUUUGCCAAGCCCUAGCUCUAUUUUAUCCUUGGUCUGUAGGUACUCCUCCUAGCCCAUCCCUCUAUGCUUACGGGCUGGGACUGAGGGUGGAGUAUGUCACCUUUUGUCUGCUUAGUAAACAUUCAGAGAAAUGCA